AUGCCUCCCAAGUCGAAGAAGGAGGCUCCAGUUGAGAGGCCGAUCCUCGGUAGAUUCUCCUCGCAUCUUAAGAUCGGUAUUGUCGGUCUACCCAAUGUCGGCAAGUCAACGCUCUUCAACACGCUCACGAAGCUCUCCAUCCCCGCUGAGAACUUCCCCUUUUGCACCAUCAACCCCAACGAGGCUCGCGUUAACGUGCCUGACGACCGCUUCGACUGGCUCUGCCAGCUGUUCAAGCCCAAGAGCGAGGUCUCCGCCUUUCUGGAGGUGAACGACAUUGCAGGGCUGGUGCGCGGAGCCAACGAAGGGGAGGGAUUGGGCAACGCGUUUCUCUCGCACAUCCGGGCCGUUGAUGGCAUCUUCCACGUCUGCCGUGCGUUUGACGAUGCGGACGUGAUUCACGUGGAGGACACUGUCGACCCGAUCAGGGACCUGGAGAUCAUUCACAACGAGCUGCGGCUGAAGGACAUUGAGUUCAUGGAGCGAGCCAAGGAGGACUAUGAGAAGCAGCUCAAGCGCAGCAACGACAAGCAGCUGAAGAUCGACCACGAGCUCUGCCUCCGGGUGCUGGCGCAUUUGAAUGAGGGCAAGGAUGUGAGGCUGGGCGAGUGGAAGGCAGCUGACAUUGAAGUGCUCAACACCUUCCAGCUGCUGUCUGCCAAGCCAGUUGUCUACCUGGUGAAUCUGACGGAGAAGGACUAUCAGCGCAAGAAGAACAAGUGGCUUGCCAAGAUCCAUGGCUGGGUGCAGGAGCACGGGCAGGACCCCAUCAUCCCGUUCAGUGGAGUGUUGGAGUCGAAGCUGGCUGACAUGCCGGCCGACGAGGCUGCCACCUACUGCAAGGAGAAUGAUAUCCAGAGUGGUCUUCCAAAGAUCAUCAAGACGGGAUUCGCAGCCAUCAACCUCAUCUACUUCUUCACGGCUGGGCCUGACGAGGUGAGGUGCUGGCAGAUCCGCAAGCAGACCAAGGCACCGCAAGCAGCAGGGGCCAUUCACACUGAUUUCGAGAAGGGCUUUAUUUGUGCUGAGGUGAUGAAGUUUGAAGAUUUAAAAGAGCUUGGAUCGGAAGCUGCUGUCAAGAUUAGUUUGCGCCACUAUCUGGAAUCAGGGGAUGAUGUGCAACGUGGACAAAUCCACUCCCGCCACUGCCUGCCCUGUCCCCUUCCCCCUAUUUUCUUCCCCCCUCCCGUUUCCUCCUUUCUCUUCCCGCUUCCCCUUCCUCCCUCACCCUUGGGAUUCCCGUUCUUGCUCCCUCCUUUCCCCUUCUUUUCCCCUGCUCCCCCCUUCCGCUCCCCCCUUCCGCCCAUCAUCCUCUCCAGCACUCCACUGCUGCUCUCUUCCUCCCGCUGUUUCUUAUUCUUCCCAGUCGUGAUCGCUUCACUGAGCAUCAGGUCAUCAGCAUGCCUCAAGUCCGACUUUGACGGCCGUGCUCUCACACUCUCCUCGCCUCUCGUCGCCGCGGCGCCCUCCAUCCGCCGCCGCGCCGCGGUCGCGUCAGCCGCUCCCCCCGCCGCCGCUGCCGCCGCGGUCUCAGCCGCAGCCCCCGCCGUCGCCGCGUCGUUAGCGCUCGAUGAUGACGUGGACGCGUCCAGCCGGCGGUACCCGCCGUUCGCGGCAUUCAGGAUCCACGGCACGGGCAGGAGAAAGACGGCCGUGGCGCGCGUGGGGCUCAUCGAGGGCAACGGGGAAAUUUUCGUGAACGGUCUGCCCCUGAACGAAUAUUUCCAGAACCAGGCGCUCAUGAUCCAGGCUGUCAAGCUGCCGCUGUCCUCUCUGGGCUAUGAGGGCAAGUACGAUGUGGUGGUGAAGGCGCACGGAGGGGGCCUCAACGCACAGGCGCAGGCCAUGGUUCUUGGUAUCGCCCGUGCCCUCGUUGCUGCCAGCGCUGCCAACCGCCCGCCCCUCAAGGCCCAGGGCAUGCUCACGCGUGAUGCCCGCUCGGUAGAGCGCAAAAAGUACGGACUCAAGAAGGCCCGCAAGGCUCCCCAGUUCUCCAAGCGUUAA
Closterium sp. Naga37s-1 is the source of this 2004-nucleotide messenger RNA. The record is from the annotation of a GenBank genome assembly. Lineage: Eukaryota; Viridiplantae; Streptophyta; Zygnematophyceae; Desmidiales; Closteriaceae.